AUGUUUGGUUGGUUGAAGAAGGAUUCUAAUGAUACAGGUGUUGGGCAGGAUUUUGUACAUGUGAUAUCUCCUCUUGAUGAUAUAAAAAGCGCUUUAAAUGAAGCUAUAGCAGGCAAGUAUUCAAAAUUAGAUGAGGUUGUAAAGAAUAUUGCAAACUAUAAAGACCAAUUUGUUGUGUUGGAGACUGAAAGCUUCAUGAAUUUCUAUAAACAACAACUUCAUUUAGUUUUAACAGGAAGUUAUCUAUAUAAUAUAUUUUUUCCAUAUAACCUUAAUCAAGAAAAGUUAGUACAUAAGUAUCGUAUAAGCGAACUUGUAUUACUAGCAAUUGCAGCUAACGAUCAGCUUGCUGAAAAAUACCAUGAGGUACUUUUUGCUGAGGAAAAUUUAAGUCUUUUACCACUGCUGAUAGGUGGUAAGCAGUAUAUAUCAGAAUUUAUAAAAAGAUUUUCUGAGCUUUAUCAAGAGCAAAAAUUGAAAGAAAAAACAAUUACAGUAUCAAGUGGGAAAACUAUAGGCUUCUUUUCAGUCAUAGCUGCUAAUAAAUAUCAAGAGUUGUUAAAGGCGGUUCUUACUCCAGAUGCUCUUGGUGAUCUUAAAUUGGAAUUGCAAAAGGCUCAAGAAGAUCCUCUGUAUGGUGUGCUUGAAUUGGCAGCCCUAAUGGAAAAUCAAGUAUUUAUAGAGAAAGUGUUAGAAUCCAUAGAACAAGAUAUCAGUAAUAAAAGUAGUAAAGAUAAUGAAAGUGGCGAGGAUGAGUUAUUAUUAAAAAGAAGCUUUAUCACUUUACUUGCUACUGCAGUAAGUCAAGAACAUAAUUCGAUAGUAACAUAUUUAUGUGAAAAAUGUACUAAAAAUGAAGAUUCGGUAAUUCAGGAAGCAUACAAAGAAACACUUUCUGAUGAUAAGAUUAUCAAACAAAUUAAUAAACAAAUUUUAAGGAAUAUAAAUGGUGCAGGCAAAGGUCGUCGAAGUAAAGAGCAAAAGAUGUAUGAUACAAUUCUACAAACCGCUUUAUGUGUUAACAAUAUGGAAUUUGUAGCAAAAAUCUUAGAUAGUAUUGAAAGUAAACCACAGAUUUCUACUAUUGAUGAAGAUGGAAGAGAUUUUUUACGGAACAGUCUAAAUACUAUUUUAGAACAUGCAGAAGGCAGAACCUUAAUUAAAAAGAGAAUGUCUGCUAAACCGGAUGGUAACGUUAAGAAAAUAUACACUGAGGUGUAUAAUAAUAGGAAAGCUCUUGAUCCAACACAAAAAACCGAUACAACAGUUAGUAUGGAACAAGAUGCUACAGAAUUAAAUUUUCAGGGGAAACAUACAAUGACUAAGGAAAGAAAAAAUCCAACAGCUCAAGAAGAAUUACCUCUUUCAGAUGAUAAAGAUGACAGUGGGAUUGACAGUGGAUCAGCUACUGCUAGCAUACAAAGUUUAUCAAGAGCAUCUGGUAGUACUGGAAGCGAUACUUCUUUGCGCGGAGGAGUACUAACCGAUGAUGAAAGUCAGGAUGAAGAAAGUAAAGAUCAAAAGCCUGUAAAGCAAGUACAUUUUCCAAGUGAUG
Molecule: messenger RNA, 1555 nt
Organism: Cinara cedri
Lineage: Eukaryota; Metazoa; Arthropoda; Insecta; Hemiptera; Aphididae
Source: the annotation of a GenBank genome assembly